AUGCUCAGAGCCGAAGAGCAGAGCCAGCUACAGCUCGUCGAACGCGAAGACAUCGACGAUGAAGAGGACCUCUUUGAAGCGAUCGACAAGUUGAUUGCUCAGGGAAUCAAUGCCGGAGAUAUUAAGAAGCUUCAAGACGCUGGGAUCUACACCUGCAAUGGCUUGAUGAUGCAUACGAAGAAGAACUUGACUGGAAUCAAAGGUUUAUCUGAGGCUAAAGUUGAGAAGAUAUGCGAAGCUGCUGAAAAGAUAGUGAAUUAUGGAUAUAUUACUGGAAGUGAUGCUCUGACCAGAAGAAAGUCAGUUAUCCGCAUUACAACUGGAAGCCAAGCCCUGGAUGAACUGUUAGGCGGUGGGAUUGAAACUAUGUCAAUCACGGAAGCCUUUGGGGAAUUUCGGUCUGGGAAAACACAGCUUGCACAUACUCUCUGCGUUUGUACACAGCUUCCCACUAACAUGAAGGGAGGGAAUGGAAAAGUUGCUUACAUUGAUACUGAAGGAACCUUCCGACCCGAUCGAAUUGUGCCCAUAGCUGAAAGAUUUGGGUUGGACCCAGGAGCUGUCCUUGACAAUAUCAUUUAUGCUCGUGCCUAUACAUAUGAGCAUCAGCAUAACCUGCUUCUUGGUCUAGCUGCAAAAAUGUCUGAAGAGCCAUUCAGACUUCUGAUUGUGGAUUCAGUGAUUGCUCUCUUUCGAGUGGACUUCACUGGAAGAGGAGAACUUGCUGACCGCCAGCAAAAACUAGCUCAGAUGCUUUCCCGAUUAACAAAGAUAGCUGAGGAAUUCAAUGUUGCUGUCUACAUGACCAACCAAGUCAUAGCUGACCCCGGUGGCGGAGUGUUCAUAUCGGACCCAAAGAAACCUGCGGGAGGACACGUCCUUGCCCAUGCAGCAACAAUCAGGCUCAUGUUCAGGAAAGGCAAAGGUGAACAGCGCGUCUGCAAGGUGUAUGAUGCCCCAAACCUGCCUGAGGCUGAAGCAAUAUCCUUCAUACUUACUCUUAGCAUAACUGCAGGAGGCAUUGCAGAUGCAAAGGACUGA
Messenger RNA from Prunus armeniaca (apricot), 1041 nucleotides. Lineage: Eukaryota; Viridiplantae; Streptophyta; Magnoliopsida; Rosales; Rosaceae. The record is from the annotation of a GenBank genome assembly.